This is a messenger RNA of Symbiodinium pilosum, 750 nucleotides long. NCBI's taxonomy places the organism in Eukaryota, Dinophyceae, Suessiales, Symbiodiniaceae. The record is from the annotation of a GenBank genome assembly.
AUGCGAGCGGAAGGGAUGCUUUCUUGCCGAUCCUUGUCUUUCAAGGGUGCCUCCUUUCGACUGGUGCCUGUUACACUGGAAGAAGAGAAGCAAGCGGCUGCCUACGCUGGCUCCUGCAAAUUCUGGCAAACCGCCUUCCAGCUCAUCGUGCGGCUAUUGAAGGCCAGGACCCGUGAGGUCAAGCAGAAGAAGCUGAAGCACUCAACCGAGCUCAAGGAGAACUCGCUGCACAUGCGACACUUUUGGAGCGCGCAGCAGCAGUUCUUCCGACAACUCCUAAUUUGCAGCAAGGUGGACGCUGCCGUGUCCCUGGCCACCGCGGCGCAGCUGAGGGGCGAGGCGGUGGUCAUUGCCAUGUGGUCCACUGGCGAGUCCGUGACGGAAGCGAUCGCCGACCGAGAAGGGGACCGUGCCGCUGCGGCCGCUGGUUUUGCUUCGGCACCCAAAGAGGUGGCGCUUCGAAUGCUGAAGGGGCUUCUGAGGACAGUGGCAGACUCCGUGGAGUCUGAACCAUCUGCUUUGCAGGAGAUCCAGAAGGCUGAGGAGCAGUUGGAGCGGCCGCUUGCCUGGACCGCAAAGUCCGGUUCGUUGCGCCUUCUACAACUGUUCAACGCAGGCUCCAGCUUCCACCCAAUCCUCUCGAUGAGAUCAUGCGCCGGCUGGGUGGUCCUUCCAAGGCUGGGAUUUAGCAGACGAAGUGAAAUGAGGCAUGUCAGGCUUCCCAGGUCCCAGCUCCUGCCUGUUUCUUAG